AUGGCAGCUCUUGCUGCGCACCGCCCCCUGACCACAGGGCCUGACGUCAAGUGUAACCACUGCGGCGAGGCCUUCCCUGACCAGGCCGCAGUCCUAGCAAGCAAGGCCCCCGAAAACCCCCAGGCUUACCAGCAAACCCAUGCUGGUCAAAAGUUUGGCUGCCCCCCCCUCUUCGACUUCCAAAUCACAGACAUCUUGCUGUGCAUUCUCCACACCCUCCUCAGACUCUCCGCGGUAGUCUUCAAACGCACGAUCACAGCAAACUGCGACACCCAAGCCAAGGUUGACGCCAUCAACUCCUUCAUCAAGGAAGCCCAUCUGGGCUGCAAGAAAAUCAAACUGAAAAAAAAAGACGCCCGCAAGACCAAGGACACCGAGGACAUCAACUUUAUUGGCAGGGAGGCCAGGGUGCUCAUGCACCCAGACAUGUACAACACGCUGCUGACCAUCGCCAUCGAGGACCCUGGGAAGAGAGCUUUGAACGAGAAAGUGUGGGCGGGCCUGAGCACCUACAACUCAGAGCUGCUGAAGCCCAUGCUGAACCCGGCAGACGCAGCAGAGCGCUUGGUGAAAAGCGGUGUUGUUCAGGAGAAGGGAGUGGGUUUCCUGAGAGCAUUCUCAGACGUCGCUGGGGUGGAAAACGCAACACUCUACUGUCACAUGGCGGUCACCCACCUGCCAGAGAUGGUGCGGGACACGGGGGUGGACCUGUCGGAGGUGUCCCAGCAAGCCCUGGAACACGCUCUGAAGCAGGGCAAGAGCGACAUGCGAGACUUCUCCAACAAGCAGCUGAUAGGCGAGCACAUGGGGUUGGGGAGAAAUCAGCAGGUGAUGGCAAAGGAGCGGGAGAGAGUGCACUUGGAGCAGAGGGUUGAAAUGCCCCUGUCCCGCAAUGUCAGAAGGCAGCUGGGCGACGGGUCGAAGGAGAUAGACAAAGCUGUCGAGCGGGCAGAGAAGAAGGGGCUCCUGGUGAGCAAAAGUCAGCAGCAGGUUGACAAGCUGGUAGCCAAAGGGAAGCAGAAAAUGGACGAGUUGGUGGCGGGGGUGUUGGAGGACAGGCUCACCUUGCCCCCUAUCCCAGAGGAGGAUGCAGCGCCUGCAGUCCCUGCGCCUGCGCCUGCUGCGCCUGCGGAGAUGGAGGCCCCCUUGCCUCUCCCCUUGGCAGCAGCUGAAGGCCUCGAGGUGCCGGCGAUCAUCCUCGAGACAGCACCAGGGGACAGCACACUGCCAUCCCCCAGCACCAUCGGGUGCGGCGGCGAUGCUGGGGCGCGCGGGGCGGGCAGGGGCGGGGCAGCCAGGGGGGCAGCCAGGGGAAGGGCCAGGGGGACGUUCAUAGGUGGCCGGAGAGUACCUAAGAAUGCGAGAGCAUUGUAG
This is a messenger RNA of Klebsormidium nitens, 1374 nucleotides long. The record is from the annotation of a GenBank genome assembly. NCBI's taxonomy places the organism in Eukaryota, Viridiplantae, Streptophyta, Klebsormidiophyceae, Klebsormidiales, Klebsormidiaceae.